AUGUGGGAGAGAGAGGUAGCUGCCAAGGCAAAAGUAUCCCGCCACCGCCGCCGUAUCUCCUUCCUCGCUGGCGCCGGACAUGAUGACGGCGGCGACGACGACGACUACGAGGAGUACGUGCCCGUGCACAAGCGUCGCGCCCUCGAGGCCCAGAAGCUCCUCUUCCUCCACCAUAGAGCACAGAUUCCCUCAAUCCGCCCCGCUUCGCCCCGCUUCCCUACUUCCGCCCUCCGCAUCACCUACUCCGACCCUCUCCCACGCGGUUGGAAGCCCUGCCCGCCUCUGCUGCAUGCCCCCGCGCGCGCCGCCGAUCUCCGCCGUUGCUGGCACAUCUCGUCGUAUCGCGACGACGUCCCCCCGCCCAUCCCCUUAUUCCGCGACAUGCGCCUCCCCGACCCUGUCCUCCGCAAGCUUCGCGAGAAGGGCAUCGUCCGCCCCACCCCUAUCCAGGUCCAGGGGCUCCCCGUCGUCCUCUCCGGCCGCGACAUGAUCGGCAUCGCCUUCACCAGCUUCGGCAAGACCCUUGUCUUUGUCCUCCCCCUCAUCAUGGCCGCCCUCGAGGAGGAGCUCAUCAUGCCCGUUGUCCCUGGUGAGGGCCCUUUCGGCCUUGUUGUCUAUCUCUCCUGCGAGCUCGCCCGCCAGUCCUUCGAGGUCGUCGAGCAGUUCCUCGCCCCGCUCAGGGACCACGGCUUCCCGGAGACCCGCCCCCUCCUCUGCAUCGGUGGCGAACCCUCUCCGGCGCCGCCGCCGCCUGAUAUUUUUGCAAUUCAUCAUGUUUGGAGGGACGUGUAUCCAAAUAACCCUUCUAUAAAAAAAAACCCGGUUUGA
Molecule: messenger RNA, 828 nt
Organism: Ananas comosus (pineapple)
Lineage: Eukaryota; Viridiplantae; Streptophyta; Magnoliopsida; Poales; Bromeliaceae
Product: DEAD-box ATP-dependent RNA helicase 35A-like
Exons: 3
Coding region: 1-828 (275 amino acids)
Molecular function (GO): RNA helicase activity; ATP binding; nucleic acid binding
Source: RefSeq, a predicted model, not a curated record